Strongylocentrotus purpuratus (purple sea urchin) is the source of this 6500-nucleotide messenger RNA. Its product is annotated as polycystic kidney disease protein 1-like 2. Gene Ontology annotation, biological process: detection of mechanical stimulus. Bases 1 to 3555 code for a protein of 1184 amino acids. The transcript has 13 exons. The record is from RefSeq and is a predicted model, not a curated record. NCBI's taxonomy places the organism in Eukaryota, Metazoa, Echinodermata, Echinoidea, Camarodonta, Strongylocentrotidae. Gene Ontology annotation, cellular component: membrane. Gene Ontology annotation, molecular function: calcium channel activity; protein binding; calcium ion binding.
AUGUCGAUCCUCUACUUCUUCUCCGUUUUUGUUGUCGCAAACAAUACUACCUACGAGGCCCAGUACUGUAGCUGUACCCAUCUGACGUCAUUUGCCAGUACAUGGAUCGUCCCGCCUACCCCUCUCGACUUCAAUUACAUCUUCGCCAAUGCCGGAUUCGCACAGAACCUCACCAUCUACAUCACCACCAUCGUCAUCUACGUGGUCUUCAUCUUCAUCUUGCUAUGGGCACGACGUCGAGAUCGUAAAGACCUCUUGAAGCUUGGAGUCACGCCGUUGGUGGACAACAACCCGGCUCAUAACUAUUAUUAUGAGAUAGUUGUGAUGACAGGACAGAGGAAGGCCGGUGGAACCGACUCCAAAGUCAGUUUUAUCAUGUCUGGUGAGAAUGAGGAAACGUCUGUACGAGACUUUGAGGAUGACAAGAGAAAGAUCUUCCGAAGAGGUGCCUCUGAUCGAUUCCUCAUGGCUGUACCAGGGCCGUUGGGAACGCUGAACUACAUGCGGAUCUGGCACGACAACUCUGGUAAAGGAAAGAUGCAAGGAUGGUACGUCAAAUACAUCGCCAUCAGAGACAUCCAGACAAGGGAGAGGUUCUAUUUCAUCGUCAACCAAUGGUUCUCAGUGGUGGAGGACGACGGACAGAUCGACCGACUGAUCCCAGUGGCCGGACGCGAGCAGAUGCAGAAUUUCUCCCACCUGUUCAGUAACCAUACCCGCAAGAACUUCAACGAUGGCCACCUGUGGUUCUCCAUCAUAGGGCGCCCUCCUGGCAGUCGCUUCACCAGGGUGCAGAGGGCUGCAUGUUGCCUUAUGUUCCUUUGGUUGGAGAUGCUGGUUAACAUCAUGUUUUACCAGGUCGCCCCACCGGCAGCUGCUAAAAGCCCCAUUGAAAUUGGACCAUUGAGUCUCUCGCCCGCUCAGAUCAGCAUUGGUGUCCAGGCCAAUCUUAUAGUUUUCCCGGUAUCACUUCUGGUUGUACAAUUCUUCCGGAAGUCCCGGCCGAGGAAUAUGAGACAGUCCCGCAUCAAGGUAGCGGCCCUGGCCAACAAACCCAAACGAAAACUAAGGCGUAGACCUCGUAAGACGGCACCCGCUAACUACUCCAAACUGGAAGACUUUGCAUCACCGAGUCGGAUCGUCCUUGAGGAGAGCAAUAAGCCCCCGAUGAUGAUUAACCCGACGGCAGGUACGAGGGCCGAACCGAGCCUCGUUGUCCCUCCCGUCCCUGGCACCUACGACGAGACAGCGGUCCAAGGGGGUCAAGGAGCCGGCUACUUGGGCGGAGAAACAUCACCUACUCCGCAAGGAGAUGCGACAGUCCUGAUCCAACCGGACAAACCAAAGCGACGCAAGAAGUUCUCCUUCCCAUGGUGGUGUGUCAUUGUAGCAUGGAUUGUCUUGCUCUUAUCCAUGGCGGCUGCUACCACCAUUACCAUUUUCUACGGCAUCCAGUUUGGCAACACGGAAACCAGCGAAUGGCUUUGUUCCAUUAUCAUUUCAUUUGUUUUCGGAAUCUUCCUCACGCAGCCCAUCAAGAUCCUGCUGCUCGCGACCUUCAUCGCCUGUAUCGUCAAGAGCCCUAACGCUGACGAGGACACCGAGAUGGAAGAGGACGAAGAAGAGUUUGAUCUUGGAAAUGAUGAGGAAUACCUCCACACGGUCUCCGGUUCCGUGUCGACGAAGAAGCGCAAGCUGCCAUACAAGCCGCCAGAUCCAGAGGCACUGGAGCGAGCUAGAGAACAACGUGUCAAGGAGAUCAAGAUGUACUCCAUCUUCCGAGAGAUCUUCUUCUACGUGGUCUACCUUUGGGUGGUUCUCGUCAUCAGCUAUGGCAACUCCGACCCUUCGGCUUACCGCAUGCAGGAGGACUUCUUCAACGAGCUUGUGAUCGGCCCCGACAGUGUGCAUUCCUUCAACAAGUUAUUUGGCAUCGAUUUCCUUGCUUUUCUUAUCGACGGGAAACAGAUCAACAGCCACGCAUCCUACUGGGCGUACCUUCACUCUACCCUCGUUCCUGCGAUCUAUCCUCAGACUUGGUACAAUGGCGAUCCUAGUCCCGAGCUGGAUGGCUUUCUCAAAAACCAGAAUGCUUUCAUCCUCGGAUAUCCUGUACUACGACAAGCCCGCGUCAAAAUGGGUGAAUGCGAAGUGGUGUCCCAAUUCACAAACAUUGUCCCCGAAUGUAACGUUGCCUACUCGUUUGGCAACUCAGACGAGGGUGAUUAUGGACCUGGGUGGACACUCUACAAUACAAACGUGACAGACAGACCUCAAUACAACUUCACAGCUUGGGAUGAAAUAGAGAGUUAUCCAGUCCUCGGACGCCAAGCCGUCUACGCUGGUGGCGGAUAUCUUGCCAAGCUGCAAGGGAGCAAGGUCGAAGUCGAAGCUCUCCUGGAUCAACUAUUCGAAGAGGCCUGGUUCGAUAGGUACACCCGAGGAGUCUUUUUGGAGAUCGCUUUUUUCAACGCGCAGGUGAAUCUCUUUGGGGUCAUCGACCUCGUGGCGGAGUUCCUUCCAACUGGUGGAGUUGAAACCUUCUACCGGAUCGACAUCAUUCGGCUGUUCACCUACUCUAACGGUUUCGGCGCCGUCCGUCUCGCGUGUGAGAUCCUCUUCCUUGGUUUCAUCGUGUUCUUCAUCGUUCGUGAAAUCAACAACAUGAGACGGACAGGGGUGAAGAAGUACUUCAAAGACUUCUGGAACAUGGCCGAAUGGAUCAUCAUCGCGUGUGCCAUUGGAGCCACAGUGGUCUACUUCUAUCGCAAGUAUGUCACAGACAACCUCCUCGAGGAAUUCAAGGCAGCGGGUGGCACACAGAGGAUCAACCUCCAGUAUGUCGCCUACUGGAACGAGCUGCUCACUUACUUGCUAGGUGUGGUAGUCUUCAUCGGCACCCUGAAGUUCAUUAAGCUUCUCCGAUUCAACAAACGCAUCGGUAUAUUGUCCACCACGAUUGGAAGCUGUACCAAGGACUUGUUCCACUUUGGUAUCAUGUUCGGCAUCUUUUUCCUUGCCUACGCGCUGGCCUUCUACAAGAUGUACGCCCGCAGUCUCUACGAUUUUUCUGACUUCAUCUUCACCUUGGAAACGCUGUCGGCGGCCAUGUUGGGCAAGUUCAGCUACGACGGCUUUGUGCAAAACAAUCGGAUCCUCGGGCCCAUCUUCUUCUUCUUCUUCAUGAUCACCAUCACGUUCAUCCUUGUCAACAUGUUCCUGACCAUCGUCAUCGAAGCCUUCUCUUCGGUCAAGCGGGACAUCACCCGCCAGUCCAACGACUAUGAGAUGGUCGACUUCAUGAUCGGGCAACUCAAGAAGUGGGUGGGCUUGAAUAACAAGCCCAAGUCGGAGGAAAAGAAGCCCAACGCUGUGACCGAGAAGGACAACCACGACCCGAUGUCGGAGUUCCCUGAGAAGGUCGACCAACUACUCGACUGUAUCGCCAAGGUCUACUUCGAUGCCUCCCAGUUUGAGGAAGUCAUCCGUGGGAUGGGAGGGUCGAAGGGAGACAAUCCCAAGACCACCAAGAAACGGAUGAUCCUGACGGGAUAAUUCGCAAACACAACCACCAUAAGCAUCACUCCCAAGUGCAAUAUGCUUUAAUACUCCCAUCAUAAUCCUACUGUAAUGUCAAUAAUGAAAUUCACGACCAUCCAUGAUCAUAAAUCAUACUUCAUAAUGAAUCCGGAGCUAAAGGAUAAAUAAUUUCUCCUUAGUUUCCAUAUGGUAUUUUGAUAUCCCACUAUAUAUCGAAUAAAUGAACAUGGUGAAUUAACAUAAUAAGCAAUUGAAAGAAAAAACAAUAUCUUCAUAAUACCGUCUACUACUACACGAUACACGAAAUUAAAAUAUAACAUGCAUAUUUCACAGAAAUUCGAUGUAAAUAGCAUUUUUGGUAUUGAAAUUCUACUCAAGCUUCUACUAAAAUCGUUACUAGGAAUGCUGUAGCUUGCCUAGGGCUCUCUCGGUAUUUCAACAACCAAUAUAUGUAACCUGAAUUCUGGCAUCACCUUCUUAUUCGAUUAAAUAUUUGCUACAAGGGUGAAUACAUGUUACCCGUGUAACACAGUUUCAAAAGCCCUUAAGUCAAAUUACUUCUGUUCAAACUUGUAUAAUGUUCUGAAGCCGAUAAUAUAAAAGCCCUCUUCGUUAAAUGUGUUCAUACUUUCUUACCGCCAUGACGCUUGAGUGUUAAAUUAAAAGUUUCGAAAUCUACUAUGAAUUUCCCUCACUCAUAAAGUAUUUGAUUGUCAAACCAUUUACAUAUACAUGAUUAAGGCUACACAAGGAUACACAUAAAUGAAUGGAUUGUCUACUUUGUCUAUCACUCUAGAAAUAAUGACCGGAUUCGAGAUGUUUAGAAACAAAAUCAACUCACAUUUUCGAUGAGAAGAGCAUUGUGCACAAACUGAAUAAAAAAUAUGAGUAAAAAGUAUAUUGAUAAGUCUCCCGUCCUUUGUACAUAGUGGCACACAGUGUGCGAUGCCCGUGAUUAAUGCCAUCCACAUGUACAAAUAGUAUCAUUUGAAAGGGUGAUUUGAUAUAGAAUUAGAUUAACUUGGCUGUGAAACAUGUAUAAUUGAGUGAAGUUUAUUGUUAACGUGAUAAUGUCAAUAGUUUAUUCUUAACUGCUAGCUUAUUGUCACUUUUAUCUUCAGUUCUGGUACCGACGAAAUAUACAUUCUCACUUAACGUGCGAAAUCAAAGGAAACUGACUGCCACUGAAAGUCCACUAUUUUAUCAAUGUCUGUGUGGGAUAUAUUAUGUCCAUCACCGACUCCAAACUAAUUUGUGAUAACUGGGUACCUGGUAGGAUUUCAUUUCACUAAAGAAGCAAACAACAACAAAAUACACCACUGCUGUUAACUGUAUACGACUGUUUUGUUUUCCUUUGUAUAAUCAUGUCCCCCUUUUUCGUGGAGGGUGUGGGGGGGGGGGUCAAAAUAUGAAAUGGAAGAUGUCAAUUCGAAUUCAAGGAAGCACUGCAUUCAUGUGUUAUUUUCUGGCCACGUUGAUAGAAGGAGACGUUACAGGUCGGUGUAGACGUAAAUAAUUAUAUCUGAUUGAUAAACGUCUGUAAAAACCAAUUGCACACAAUCAUAUUUGUGUAAGGCUGCAUUUUGGGAAACCAAUGAGUGUUCAGUUUUCGAAUUGUACUUAGUAGGUUCACCCCAAACACAGUACAAGUUAUAAACAACUUAUUAUUCACUAUUUGCAAUGAUUUAUGAGAUCGUAUAAACAUUCAUGUAAUUUGUCUUUCAUAGUAAGUCUUUCACGGUUUAUUGCUCAUGUAGAAAUGUGUUUUAUCCCAUUACACAUGAAUCACUUGUCGCUUUGUUGUACAUAUGUAGUUUGCAUUACUUGUCAUAGCAACGCUAGUUUGCUUUUCAAAACGUCACAGUACGUAGGUGUUGAAUAAUAACCCCCAACAAAAGUUUUUAUUGCGGCCUAAAACUACAUUAAUGAUACCAGGUAAAGAAGUAAACAGGUAAUGAAGAACAAAAUUAUGAGAACUUUUUGACAUGUCGUCACGUUUCACACAUUCUACGACUGCCAACUGCUCCAACUUUGCCAUUCAAGUAAUAAUUAUAUUAUACCAAUUCAAUGAAACGGACAUAAAAUAGCCUAAGUCACACGUAGACGAUUUGUUAAGAUGCGCGCCACGAUCUAAUGACGUUGCUUUCUCAUAUUGGUAGCUUUGCAAAGUAUUCAGAACAUCAUAUCGGGUGUUUGGUAAACAAACUGAACAUCACAUCAUCUCGUUUGAAAGGAUAUUUCAAACUUCAAAAUGUUCACCAAAAAAAAAAAAAAAAAAAGAAAUUAAAAAACAUGCCCUGUACCUAGCGAAGAAACACUCAAACAAGCAAGAAAUUGGUGCAGGCAACAAAAAAAAGACGCUUGAUUAGUUAACGGCUUGCAUCGGCAAUAGUAUUCACUGAGUCUGUAUACAUACACAUGUCGGUAACUCCUCGCAGCAGAAAUAUGAAAAAGCACAAUUAUCUUACAUAAUAUUAAAUAUCUGAAGAAAAAAAUAAUCAUUAUACGUAGCGAUUUUCGUAGGUGAAACAAAACUUUUGAGAAUUUCAAAAUAUUUUCAUACCGUGAUCGCGAAACAAGGACGGUCUGUCCAUUGCCAGUAUUAGGAAAGCCUAUCACAAUAAGGACGACUUGAAAGAAAACAAAAUUGUUUCGCCAUUGGUCAAAACCUAGGACUGUCACAUGGUUUAGAGUACUUGACACAUAUACACUAAACAUGUGCCAAAAGUCGACUAUAGUAUUCCAGUGCUUAUCCCAUUAAUCGACCAAAGCAGAGAAAGAGUUAAAGCAACACUAACCAGAUUGCAUCAUCAAAGCCAAAUUGCAGAACAGAAAAAACAGAUACAAUCGCAAAAAAAGUAUAACAAAUCGACAAAGUGUGACUUGGGCGCAAACAAAAACUUGGACAUAAUGGCCCGAAUUCACAAAAGGAGGUUUGUCGACAAACGGAGGUUUAUGUG